GUCUGGACCCGGUUCUCCAGUUCGUAGUCUGACUGGCAUCACCAUGGCGCCGCUGUCCAUCCAGUCCGGAGUGAAGUACGCCAAAGCUCUGCUGCCGGAGACCCUGGUGAGGUCGGUGUCAACGGUCCAGACCACCAUCUCCCGGCACAUCCUGCCCUCGGCUCAGCCUCGCUGUUUUAACGUGUGCACCCAGAGCCGCAGGCGGCGGCGGGGUGUGGUGGCCUCCUCUGUGGACGAGCUGCUGGAGCAGGCAGCGAGGGUGUUUGUGUUGUCCUGCCACUUUCUGACUCUGGUCCUGGAGGAGGACGGGACUGUGGUGGACUCAGAGGACUUCUUCCAGUCUCUGCCCAACAACACGCCGCUGAUGGUGCUGGAGAAGGGAGAGAUGUGGACACAGAACAAGAUCUUACCGAGCUUUCGUCAGCCAAAGAGGAAUGGGAUCGCUAAACUGACCUUUGACCUGUACAAGCUGCACCCUAAAGACUUCCUGUGCUGCCUCAGCAUCAAGGCCACUCUGUACGAGCUCCACACGCUGUCCUACAACUUCAGAUGCACCACCAUGAAACACGUGCUCAGGUCGGUGCUGCGCUGCUUCACCUACCUGACCAGGCUGGCAGGUCAGCUGCUGCUCUACACAUCCUCCUCCUUACUGCAGUUCACCGGAGAGGACGACUGCUGUUAGUUUAACGUGAACGUCUCACACUCUGCUCUGCCAAGGAAGAGUUUAACGACCCUGCAGCAGGAAACGGGUGAAUCCGGUCCAUCAGUCUGUGCUUAGGAAACGGGCUGAAUUCCAUUCUUUUAAAAAGUUUUCCUCCUGUAAGCUCUGUUUUCUCUCAGCUCAAACAUCUUCCUAUUUGUCUGGAUACUUAACUGUAAAGUUUUUAUUUCCUCUUUUCAUUUUCCGUUUUUUCUGGAUGUUUUAACUUUGUAAAGCUGUUACACUGAUCGAAAUGUUU
Messenger RNA from Toxotes jaculatrix (banded archerfish), 959 nucleotides. It is a transcript of the gene cidea, whose product is annotated as cell death inducing DFFA like effector a. Lineage: Eukaryota; Metazoa; Chordata; Actinopteri; Toxotidae. Gene Ontology annotation, biological process: apoptotic process; regulation of apoptotic process. The transcript has 5 exons. The record is from RefSeq and is a predicted model, not a curated record. Bases 44 to 682 code for a protein of 212 amino acids.